UAUAAAUGACAGCUCUGUGCCACCGUGUAAACAUCACAAAUGGUUAGUAGUGUACAUAAAUAAAUGCCUGAGUCAUGGAACUACAAACAUGGCGUCUACAGAGCAAGUAAUUUUGCAAUGCUCCUCCCAUACUAUAUAUUUUAUGCCAUAAUAAGCAGUGAAAGCGAAAGUUAGGUGACAGAACUGCAACAGGAGUAGUGAGGAUGGCCUUGCCGGUCGUGGUUUAUUCGGCGAACAUGUUUUAAGCCUCCACAGAGCUCUCAGAUGGAUCUGGGUCCCCCUUCAGUCCCUGUCUGCGUUAUGAUGGUCUGUUUGCUCGGAGCUGCGCGCUUCUGCAGCGGCGUCGAAAGCAACUGUCAGUGCCCAGCAAUCCCCCAGCACAGUCUAACAGAACCUCCAGGGAGUACCUGCUUAAAUAUAAACAAGACUUAUCGUUACAAAUGUGUAACAGGUUACGUGAGGAAGGUGGGAACCUCAAAUUUGAUCAGAUGCCAACAAAAGGAUGAUGGUCUUGUAAAGUGGACAACGGCCAACCUGCAGUGCAUACCUGACCCAAAGAGAACCACAACAAAGCCACCAAUUACCACAGUAACAAUGGGUAACAAUGAUAUUCCCCAUGACUCCACCAUUACUACCACAGUCACCGUCGGCACGACCACCCUACAGACGACCCCGAUUAUAAGCACCUCAGCUUCAGUGACUGCAGAAACACACAGCGCAGCGCCAACCUCAACGACAGCUCACUCACAGGUAGGAGCUGUGAAUGAGACCAAAGCAACGGACGGGACAACGGCAACCUCAACCACCACUAAGCCUUUAAACAGCACAAUUAACCCUCAAACGUCCAACCUAGAACCUAGCAGCCUGGCCGCGUUGAUCGCCUGUGUUUCACUGGUGAUCAUCAUUGCUUUGAUUGGAACCUUUUAUUAUAAAUGGAGGUCCAAAAAUAACAACCGACGGUACUCAGUGGAAGAACAGACACCCAUGAAUCCUUUUCCAUUUGCACCGGCAUCAUAGAAGCUUGUAGAGAGCAGCAGCUGUACUGGAGGUCAUUGGGAUCAUCUCCACGCAGUGAAGAACAAGUUGUUGCCUCCACACACCCUUUUGACGUUCUGUGGACAUCGUGCUGAAGAACACAAUGUCUGGCUUCAUGUGAAAUCUGCACAUUUCCAACAACUUUAACUUUUUUUCUGAGCUUAAGACUUUUCGUAAAAGAAAUGAACUGCACUUCAGGAACUUUAAUUUUGAAGACAAUGCGACACAGCCUACUUCAACCCCUCAGGAUAUGUCCUUCUAACAAGAAUUGCCUGUUCAGACAAAGUUUGAAAUAGCUUAUCCUUUUCUCCUAUAGAGCUCCAUUAUUGUCCGAUUAAAAACACCAAUGGGCCACACCUUUAACCAGGGUAAACAUGUUCCCUCCUCACAAUGAAUAGGCACUGCAGUUUAUUUCAGUCAGUUCCAACAGUUUUCUGUUGCUGUAAAUACUCACCCCAACUAGAAUAUAGUAAUUUUUGCUCAAAAGAGCUUUUUCAGGGACUUAUUCUGCCUUUUUAGAGAUUAUAGAGUAUCGCCAGCCUUAUUCGUUAAGACUGUGGGGAUUAAAAGGCCUUGGCAAUAGCCUGCACUGUAAUUGUAUCUAUGUAAGUUAAUUAACUGAAGAAUUAGACAGUUAAAGGGUUAAAUUUCAUGUUACACGAUAAUCAUGAAAAUAUACUUAAUGCUUUUUAAAAUGCCACUUAAACAUACUGAACGAUUAUCCAGAUUCAUACAAAAAUUUAUUUGAAAAACUUAACAGCAAGGUCUCAUCACAAUAUUAUAAUAAUAAUAAUAAUAAUAAUAAUAAUAAUAAUAAUAAUAAUAAGGGCUGCAUGAUAUGGUAAGAACAUCACGUGUUCUCUUAAAUCUGGAGAAAAAGAUUUCUAAGCCAGGGCAUUUCUGCAGAACUACAGUACCAACACAUUUUAUCUUUAUUAAAACACUGCAGCUCCUGCCAUUUGCAAAUGGCACUUGGCCCUACUGCGAUUAGGAUAACAUUUCGAUUAACUACGCAGCCCUAAUAAAAACUAAAGUCUUAACCAUGGUACUCCACAGACAGACCUUGCUGUGAAUGGUUUUCAUUGAACGCCCAAAUCAUGUUUUUUGCCACACACACACAUUCUGGAGCAAUUUGGGGUUCAGCGGGUCUCGAAUGGGUAAACCAGAUCCCCCAGCUGAGCGGCUGGUGGUCAUUAUUUUGAGAAGUCUGGUACAAUUAAAGAAGUCACAAAGAACUGCUGGAAGCUCUUUAGUACCAAGUAAUAAGAUAGGGGACUUUUUUUAAAUAGAAUAUUUAAAAUAUAUUAUAUAUAGAAUAUAAACUGACCCCAGGUUGGUAAAAUCCCCAAAGUCCAAGAAUAAAUAUCAAGACAAUGACCUCAACCCUGGUUGUACAGCCGUGUGGGUUUUUAGUAAGAACCAACCCCGCCUGUGGUUUGAGCAAUGUCUGAUAUCAGCAUCCAAACUAAGUAGUUUGUUCCUGCAUUACUCAGUUUCGGCAUAAUGCAGAAGGAAGUUAACCACCACAUUGAGCCUUCAUCUGCCAUCCCAUCUCCCUAGCUGUGUCACGUUUUUAAAAAUAUCUCAAAGCUCUUCCUGUAAUGUAAAAUGCACGCCCUGAUAGCAACUAGCUGUACAAUUUGCCAACUGUAAAGCUUUUCCAUGUGGUGCUGCAAUAGCAUGAAUUAGUAAUCACUGUAUGAUUGUAUUUUGAAAUGUGUAUCUUUUCUUGAGAGCCCUGAUAUUUAUGAACUGGAUGUUUAAUAGUAUUAUUUAAAAAAAUGCAACUGCUUUUCAAUAAUGUAACUUGUGUGUCUACUUUGUUUUAUAAUGACCAGUAUGGGGAAAAAAAACCCUCAAUGACAAGAUGAAUUUUUCAAUAAAAGCCAACAGUAAAUGUGAAUCACCUUA
Messenger RNA from Morone saxatilis (striped sea-bass), 2946 nucleotides. RefSeq names its product interleukin 15 receptor subunit alpha (gene il15ra). The coding region runs from base 265 to 1017 and encodes 250 amino acids. The transcript is spliced from 8 exons. Gene Ontology annotation, molecular function: interleukin-15 receptor activity. Lineage: Eukaryota; Metazoa; Chordata; Actinopteri; Moronidae. Gene Ontology annotation, cellular component: plasma membrane. The record is from RefSeq and is a predicted model, not a curated record. Gene Ontology annotation, biological process: interleukin-15-mediated signaling pathway.